Molecule: messenger RNA, 2772 nt
Organism: Patella vulgata (common limpet)
Lineage: Eukaryota; Metazoa; Mollusca; Gastropoda; Patellidae
Product: WD repeat-containing protein 82
Exons: 9
Coding region: 22-963 (313 amino acids)
Cellular component (GO): Set1C/COMPASS complex
Molecular function (GO): protein binding; chromatin binding
Source: RefSeq, a predicted model, not a curated record
AUGCUUGUUUAGUGUGCAAGUAUGAGACUCACUGACAAUGUUGUGCGAAAUCUUCGCGUUGCAAAGAUCUUUCGAGAAAAUACGGAUCGUGUAAAUAGCAUUGACUUCUCUGCGAACGGUGAAACACUAAUUUCUAGCAGUGAUGACGAUUCUAUUGUAAUUUAUGACUGUUUGAAUGGAACACCAAAGAGAACAUUGAAUAGUAAAAAGUAUGGAGUUGAUUUGAUUCGUUAUACCCAUGCAGUAAAUGCUGCAUUACAUUCAUCUACCAAAGUAGAUGACACAAUACGAUACCUUUCUUUACAUGACAAUAAAUACAUCCGAUAUUUUCCAGGCCAUACCAAAAAAGUUGUUACAUUAUGUAUGUCUCCUAUAGAUGACAGUUUUCUGUCUGGUUCCUUAGAUAAAACAAUACGAUUAUGGGAUCUUCGAUCACAAAACUGCCAGGGUUUAAUGCAUUUGUCGGGUAGACCUGUGGCAUCGUUUGAUCCUGAAGGAUUAAUUUUUGCAGCUGGAAUUAACUCGGAAACAGUAAAGCUUUAUGAUUUACGGUCUUUUGAUAGAGGACCAUUUGCAGCAUUUAAAUUACCUCAGGAUAAAGAAUGUGAUUGGACAGGUAUUAAGUUUAGCCCAGAUGGUAAACUUAUUUUGAUAUCAACUAAUGGACCUGUCCUUAGACUUAUUGAUGCAUUUCAGGGAACACCUUUGCAGAAUUUCACUGGUUUCGCAAAUAAUCGAGGACUACCCUUAGAAGCAUCCUUCAGUCCAGAUUCACAGUUUGUGUUUUGUGGUUCUACAGAUGGUAAGGUUCACAGUUGGAGUACUGAAACUGGUACCAAACUAGCUAUUCUACAAGCUGAUCAUCCUGGUCCUAUACAAAAUCUUCUCUUUAAUCCUAAAUAUAUGAUGAUGGCAUCAGCUUGUACAAACAUGGCAUUUUGGUUACCAUUAGUGGAUGAAUGAAGAUAUGUUGAAAUAUGUAUGAAAUAUAGAGAUGCAAAAGAGAAUGUAUGCAAAAUAAGUUGUCCACACACAACAGAGUCAAUCCAUGCAUAACAGAGGCAGCAAUACAUUCAAUUGUAUAUAUUAUACAAAACAUCUAUGCUGUCUAUUAAAGACCCUAAGUCCUAGUGAGUGUCCUUAGAUGUAAGCAAGAUGGUGGAAAUAAAAUUUUGUGGAAGAUUUGUCAAGUGACAAGAAAUAGUUGUUGACUGUGUAAAUAAUGAUAUAAAAGUUGAUGAAUGAUAGACUAUAUGUGUGUUGUAACCUCCGGUAUUAUUAUCAGAGGACAAAUUUGUGUUAGAAGUCUGAAAAAUAGAACUAUAUCUUCCGUUUUGUAAUUAUUUCUAUGAAAAGUAGCAGAUUAAAAGGAAUGUGAAGUUUUAGUUGAGAAAUAAUGUUUUGUGUUUGAAAUAAGAAACAAAAAAACAUUAUUUUUAAUCAAUUUCUGGUGCCGUUCUACUACUCAAUUGAAAUUGUUCAUAAUUUUCUGCAGGAAUUUUUAUCUUUGUUACUAGGGCUAUACUGCCAUUUGCUAAUUUUUAUAUUGUAUUUGUAUUAAACAAAGGUUUCCAAUUCUAUCAUCUGUAAAUUACCAUUAUUCAAAGCCAAUAUAGCAACCCACUUCAUACUAAGGCUUAUUGACUACCGGUACCAUAUAAAAAAGAUAUUCAGUAGACUUAAAUAAAAGCAGUCAUAAAUGACAAUACUCCGCAAAUCCUCAAGAAAAUAUGUUCUUUUAUUUUCAGAAAAGCUAUUCAUUUCAGGAAAAGUCAUAGGGGUACUCCAAAGAACAUUCUGAAAUUGAAAUCUCUAAAUCCCUUGAUUGAGAGUUGUCAAUCAAGUCAAUCAAGUAAAAUGCACUAUCUGAAUAUAGUACGUUUGCAACCAUACAUCCAUUCAUCGUGCUGUAAUGUAGAAUUAUGCAACAAUUCUGCACAAACCACAUCUGUUUUCGGGACCAGCAGAAUUCAAUUCUGUGUCCUUCAAUGUCAUUUUGAAAUAUUCCCGACUGUCGAUUAAGUACCCCUCUUAGAUAUUCUGUUUGUUUUGUGGUUUCUUCACCAUGUUCAUUACAUCAUGGUUUCUUGUGUUACAUUAGUGCAUUAUUAGUUGUUUAGUGAUUUUUUACAAUUUAAUAGUAAUGGAAAAUGUUAUUCUGGUAAAUUAUUUUAUUCAUUCUUCUGUCACCUCUCCCAUUUAACUAGUAAAUUUGUCUGUUUAUUCAAUCCUAUCAUUUUUUCAUCUCAUCUUUAUUAUUAUUUCAUAGAAUUACAUAUUCAUUUUUAUUUUCAUUUAUCAUCAUUUGUUUUUGUACAAAGUGUACAUAUAUAAUAUAUACAUGUAUAUAGAUAAAUAAACAAAAUGUUGUAAACUAAUGUUUUGUUUGUUUUAUAAUGGAUUGCUUUUUCUUACAAUGGUAAUUCUGUCUGGUUAUGGAGAAAGCAACAUAAUGUUCCAAAUUUCAGAGUAGUGUAUGCUUAUAAAAAAAUGCAUGACAUUGGAAGGUGUUUAAUUCAUGAAAUUUUACUAUUUCUUGUCUACUUCAUAGAAUGUAGAUAAAUUAUGAUUUAUUUAUGUAAACUAUAUUGGUAUUAAUCAUAUUUUGAAAGCCAACGAACUUCCAGUGUCCUGCCAUAUAUAUAAUACAGACCUCCUUAGAGCUCAUUGAAUUAUUGAUUAUUAAUAGUUCAAUUAGCCCUAGAAAGGUCUGGAAUGUAUUGUAUAUUUUUUUUUACAGCAAAGUCCUAAAUAUAGAUACAUUAUUUGAAA